Molecule: messenger RNA, 1437 nt
Organism: Choloepus didactylus (southern two-toed sloth)
Lineage: Eukaryota; Metazoa; Chordata; Mammalia; Pilosa; Megalonychidae
Product: sperm-associated antigen 5-like
Exons: 4
Biological process (GO): regulation of attachment of spindle microtubules to kinetochore; cell division
Source: RefSeq, a predicted model, not a curated record
AUGAAAAAAGUAAACUUGACAUUUAACCAAACACCCCAAUGGGGAAAAUCAGCUAUGAGAAUGCCCCUCCAAGAACUUAUCCUGCAGCCUGGUGCCCACACAAAUUCGGGAAAAGGGCAUGCUGUGUGCUCCUCGCAGACCCCAUCACUGUGCAAGCUGGGGCUGCAGGAAAGCAGCAAUAACCCAUCUCCACUGGAUUUUAUCAGUGCUACCAGGAUAGAUUCCCCUUCAGAACAAUUCAGCUAUCCCUCAAAGUGUCAGGAAGCAUGUCAGCCUGAUUCAGAUGAGCAGCCCCUAGAUCUGAUUCCCCAAACCAACUCUACUCCCAAAACACCCGAGGCAAUAGUAGAUCCACUGGACAAUUAUCUGGUUAAAACCAUGGUCCUCGUACCCUCUCCAAUGGGGCAGCAGAGAAACAUUUAACUAGAGAUCCAUUUAGAUGCCAUGGCAGAGACAAACAGUAUCUCUCUACCUGAGCCCUUGAGGCCAGGAGAUCUGGUGAGAAAGGGAGUGGUACUCUGUAUGGAAGACAGCUUUUCAGAAGUUGAUGCUGCUGUGCCUGAGAAACCAACAUUUCAGGAUUCUUCAUCCCAUCUCUUGGAAUAUCCACCAAAUCCCUGUACUACGCAACUACAUUGCUCUAAGGAAAGCCUGAGAGACAGUGCAACUGAGGCUGUGCCUGAGGACUUAGUAACUUCUGAAAGUAAUUCCUUCUUGCCCUCUUCCAUGCUCUGGCUUUCCCCUUCAACUGCCUUGGCAGCAGAUUUCCCUGUCAAUCAGGUAGACCACAGAGAAUAAGUUGUAGAGCACAGAGCUAUAAAGGAGAGAGAAAUGAGCUUUCCUGCUGUCCCUGAGAUUGAAUUGAGAGAUCAAGCACUUGUCUCAACUAUUGAAGAUAUUUCAUCUGCAUUCCUGACACCAAGUCCAAUAGAAAUAGAAUCCCAGGCAACUUCAGGUCCAGCAGUAAAAGAUGCUGGUUUGAUUCUUGAAUCUGACACAGGGCCUUGGAAGUCUUCACUGGCCUGGCUGGAAAAAGGGGUAAAUUCCUCAGUCAUGCUAGAAAAUCUCCAUCAGAGCUUAUCCCUCCCCUCUGUGCUUCAGGAUGCUGUCAUUGGUACUCCUCCCUUCUCUUCUUGCUCAGCAGAAACUUGGUUUACUCCCCCAGCACUGCAGGAAAAGAGCACAAACACUUCCCAGACAGGUCUGGUUGGCAACAAGGACAGUACUUCUGAGACAGAGCACCUCCUGUGGGACUGUCCUCCAGAUGUAACUACCUUGUCCCUACAUGACUUGGAAGAUAAUCUGCUGAGAUCUCUUGUCAUUCUGGAGAUUCUCUCCCAUCAGCUGCAGGACUGGAAGAGCCAAGUGGCUGUCCUCACAAAGAGGCUCAGGACAGUAGUACAGACUGACACCUCACCUGGUGGGGAAUUACAGUAA